AUGGAAAUUGGCAGCGCCAGUCAAGACCAUUUGAAAGUUUGUAAAGUGAAGAAGAAGGUAUUGAGGAAGCAGGUCAGAGCUCAGCACACACUGAUGAGACACGAGGGCAUUGAGUGCGUCUCCCAUGCCACACAGAAUUUGGUUGUUGCCAAUGCUGGUCUUGGUAAUGGGAUGAACAGAUGCCAACUGUUCAAAAUAGUAGAAGAGUAUGGAUUGGUGGAAACCCUUUUAAUGCCACCGAAUAAACCAUAUUCAUUUGUGAAAUAUGGGACCACAGAGGAUGCCAAGAAAGCCUUUGAUGCUCUCAAUGGAAAAGAAGUUACGUUGGAGGACUUCGGCCAAAAUAUUGUUCUAUAUAUUAAUUUUGUGGAAAAAGUUUUUUGGAAAAAUGUGGUGCCGACAAGCUUGCCUCCAGGCCUGACAGUGGUUGAAAAUAUUAUUUCUCCUGAGGAAGAAAGGAGGAUGUUGGAAAUUAUUGACUGGAGAGAAGAUAAGGAUACUCAAAAAACCCAGAAGACUUUAAAACAUAGAAGAGUAAAGCAUUUUGGAUAUGAAUUUUGCUAUGGUAGCAACAAUGUUGAUAAAAAUAAACCUUUGCCUGGAGGUCUCCCUGAAAUUUGCAACCUGUUCUUAGAGAAGUGCUUGAAGCAGGGAUAUAUCAAACAUAAACCUGAUCAACUGACUGUAAAUCAGUAUGAACCUGGGCAAGGAAUUCCUCCUCAUAUUGAUACACAUUCUGCUUUUGAGGAUGAAAUAAUCUCUCUGAGUUUAGGAGCCGAGAUUGUGAUGGAUUUCAAGCAUCCUGAUGGUCAUACAGUGGCAGUUAUGCUGCCCCGACGCAGUUUGCUGGUAAUGUCUGGAGAAUCCAGAUACCUGUGGACACAUGGGAUAACACCCCGAAAAUAUGAUGUCAUUCAAGCAUCUGAACUUGGCCAGAAGGUUGGAACAAUCACUGCUGAUGUUGGAGAUUUAACAUUACAUCGAAGGGAAACAAGGACAUCAUUUACAUUCAGGAAAGUGAGGAGAAGCCAUUGCAAUUGCAUUUACCCAUCUGUCUGUGACAGCCAGAAAGGACAGCAAAGACAGGGACAACCUUCAGUUCCCCUCAGUGAGAUGGAGGCCUUAAAGCUGGAGCAAGAACAUGUACACAAGGUGUACGAAGAGAUUGCAACGCACUUCAGCAGUACCAGGCAUAGCCCAUGGCCCCAAAUUGUGGAGUUUCUCAGGUCAUUACCAAAGGGGGCAAUAGUGGCUGAUAUUGGUUGUGGUAAUGGGAAAUAUCUAGGGAUCAACAAGGAUUUAUACAUGAUUGGCUGUGAUCGCAGCAAAAACCUUGUGGAUAUUUGUGGAAAAAAAGGAUUCCAGGCUUUUGUCUGUGAUGCCCUGGCAGUGCCGAUCCGGAGCGGCUCCUGUGACGCCUGCAUCUCUGUUGCAGUCAUCCACCACUUCUCGACAGCAGAGAGGAGACUAGCUACUAUCCGUGAAUUAGCCCGUCUUCUGAGACCUGGUGGAACAGCACUCAUAUAUGUCUGGGCAAUGGAACAAGAAUACAGAAAACAGAAGUCUAAAUACCUUAAGGAAAAGAAUGACAGUAAAGGCAAGGAGGAGGAGACUAAUCCUGGCGCCAUGCGGGGACUGCCAAGCGAUCGUGUGCCUGGUGGCAGCAGCCAGGGCUCGGCGAGCUCCGACCGGCUCCCUCGUGACGCGAAGGCCGAGGGCUGCGAUGCAAAACCCGUGGCUGCCUCCGCGCUGCCCGUUCACACCAACCGAACCUCCUUCCACUCGCAAGACUUGCUGGUUCCCUGGCACCUGAAAAGUGACCCUAAAAAGAAGAGGGGAGAUGCUGCUAAACUAUCGUCUCCAGCAGGCUCUGAGGAAUCCCAAGAACUCGGCCCUGUGUUCCACCGUUAUUAUCACGUGUUCUGUGAAGGAGAGCUGGAAGCAGCUUGCAGAGCCUUGGAUUGUGUGAGAGUUCAAAAAAGUUACUAUGAUCAGGGAAACUGGUGUGUGGUUCUGGAAAAGCUGUAGGCUUGUCCUUCCUCCAUUGCCUGGUCU
Molecule: messenger RNA, 2055 nt
Organism: Tinamus guttatus (white-throated tinamou)
Lineage: Eukaryota; Metazoa; Chordata; Aves; Tinamiformes; Tinamidae
Gene: ALKBH8
Product: alkB homolog 8, tRNA methyltransferase
Biological process (GO): tRNA methylation; tRNA wobble uridine modification
Cellular component (GO): nucleus; cytoplasm
Molecular function (GO): tRNA binding; S-adenosylmethionine-dependent methyltransferase activity; tRNA (5-carboxymethyluridine(34)-5-O)-methyltransferase activity
Source: RefSeq, a predicted model, not a curated record